AGCCGAUCGACCGAUCGACUAAAGAUAAAGCAAUUGGACUCAUCGUCAUCAUCAAACGGGAUCCGAUUGCAUUGCAUUGGGUAUAUCUAUCUCCGGUCCGGUGGGACAAACGAGCAGCGGACUCCACGAAGCGAAUAAAACUCGCAUAAAAUUGUAUAUAUAAUAUAUGUUCUUCCUCGCCUCGCCUCCAAGCAAGGCAUAUGGAUGUGGCGGCCUCGGUGCUCUCCCGCCUGCCCCACCAUGGCCAUGGCAGUGCCUUCGUGGACGCCGCCACGGGCAGGAGCCUCUCUUUCUUGGCCCUCCACCGGGGCGCGCUCUCCCUCGCCUCCGGCCUCCGUCUCGGCCUCGGCCUCCGGCGCGGCGACGCCGUCCUGGUGCUGUCGCGCAACUCGCUCCUGCUCCCGCAGAUACUUCUCGGCGUCCUCGCGGCCGGUGGCGUGGUGGUCGCCGCCGACCCCGACGCCACGGCCGCGGAGAUAGCCGCCGCGGCGCACGGCUCGGGUGCCGUGAUGAUCGUUGCCGAGCCGGAGGCGGAGGUCGCCGGCGUGGGCGUGCCGCUGCUGCUGACGUCGCGGUCGCUGCUCUCCCUCUCGGCGGAGGAGCUGAUCGACGGCGGUGACCCCAUGGUCCUCUCCCUCUCAGAAGAGGACGACGACCUAGCUGCUUUCCUGUCGUCGUCGGCGAGCAGGACGGUGGCCGACCUCGUGGCCGCCGUGCAGGUGCCAGGGCUGGACGAGGACGAGGGCCGCCGGGUCUGCCUCGCGUCUCUCCCGAUGUGCAGCGCCCACGGCUUGGCGCUCAUCGCCCUGGGGCUCCCCGCUGCCGGAGUGACCACGGUGCUACCCCAUCCGGGGGCGGCAAGCAGCAGCUUAUGGGAGGCCGUAGCCACGCACGCCGCGACGGACGUCGUGGCGGCGCCUGAGGCUCUCGCCGGCGGUCCCAUGCCACUGGAUGCCAGCAGCAAGCUCUCCUCGCUUAGGAGGGUGAUGGUGGCCCCCACGCCGCUUACGCCAGAGGCACGCCAUCAGUUCCGCCGGAGGCUGCCGUGGGUCCACCUGAUGGAGCUAGGCCUGUCGCUGUCGCUGGGAGGAGGAGGUCUCAUGCUCACACAGGCUGACGCUGCAGUGAUACAUUCUUCCUUUCAGCCACAACAGCCAGCCAGCAGAACAAAUGUCAGCUACAAAGGAGGCCGCCUCCACGGUGCCGCCGCUCAACAAGAUCCAAAAGAUUAUUUUGGGAGACAUCUCUUCAAGAUCAUCCACGAGCAAGCACCCAGUAACCGGCAGCAACAGACAAGCUUUCUCAAAAAUGUAGCAGAUCCUCCGCCUUCAUUUCCUGUUCUGAAGCUGCUUGUCAACCUGAUGACACGUCAUCCAAAAGUUACAGCCACUCUAAAUAUGUACUAUCAACUAUGGAGCUACAGCUGAUAAUUUAAAGCUUCAAUCGAUUUGUAUGGACACCACUGUUACUAUUGAAUGUAAGCAGUCCAAGAGUUUAUGGUA
Messenger RNA from Setaria italica (foxtail millet), 1502 nucleotides. RefSeq names its product 4-coumarate--CoA ligase-like 5. The transcript is spliced from 3 exons. Gene Ontology annotation, molecular function: CoA-ligase activity. The record is from RefSeq and is a predicted model, not a curated record. Bases 201 to 1427 code for a protein of 408 amino acids. NCBI's taxonomy places the organism in Eukaryota, Viridiplantae, Streptophyta, Magnoliopsida, Poales, Poaceae.